Truncatella angustata is the source of this 668-nucleotide messenger RNA. RefSeq lists its product as uncharacterized. The transcript is spliced from 2 exons. The coding region runs from base 137 to 472 and encodes 111 amino acids. The record is from RefSeq and is a predicted model, not a curated record. NCBI's taxonomy places the organism in Eukaryota, Fungi, Ascomycota, Sordariomycetes, Amphisphaeriales, Sporocadaceae.
UUUGCCUUACUCAACUCAACUGUCCAGUGCUCAUGCUUAUAAUGUGGGAGUAGCAACCGGCCUCACUUGAGCGCAUUGCCACCCACAAACGCGCAUCCAAUUCGAUCACCAUCCCGUUACGUCCAGAACACAAGAGAUGUGGGAAAUUAUAUUCAUACCUCAGUUUCCCGUUUUCAUUUGUCGUCCGGAGCGGCCUGGGCGCCGCCUUCUUACCAGGACCGGUGAAAGAAGCCGAGCGGCCUGGAGCGUUGGGUCUCACGGUGGCACUCGAAUGUCCGCUGCUCGAGCUCGCGAACGAGCUGAUGCGACCAUGGCCGUCGUCCCUCGUCAUUUCAUCACCUUGUGCUCUGGGUUCGGUAGAUGCUUUCUUUGCUGGUCGUCGCGUCGCGCCUCUUCUCGUCUCGUUUGGGUUGGGUUGGGUUGGGUUGGUCACAGAUUGAGCUUGAGUCGGCCGAGUGUAUGUACGGAGUAGAUGAUGCGUUUGUAGAGAUGUGCGCUGUUUCGUGGGGUAUGCGCUGCGUAGCUACUGUAGGGAUAUGGAUAUGUCCUCCAGGCCGGGUGUGGGAGUGUAUUCUGGUCUGUCUGCCAAUAAAGGUAGGCAAGGUAGUGUGACUAGGAUGCUGCUGUUGUGAUCGUGGAGGGCUUGCAAGAUGGAGUGAUACAUACAC